AUGGACCUUCAGGAUGAGAAUCAACGGCGCAUUGCUGCCCUGUGCAAAAGUUUAGGCCAUUUAUGGUCAGAUGAUGAUGUGGUAGAAGUGCAACAAGAAGUCCCUCCUAACAAACGAAUUGAAUGCAGCCAUACUCUCUUCGGUAAGCUAUACUCGAAACCCAAUAUGAACUUUUUAGCAUUCAGUACCACUAUGAAGAAGGCGUGGAAAACAGAGGCUGUUGAGGUUAUACAAAAAGAACCGGGGCUCUUUUCCUUUGUAUUUGAAUCAGAGGAAGAUAAGGAGAGAGUUCUGAAGGCAGGACCUUGGUCCUUUAAUAGCAACUUAAUAGUGCUCAAGCAAUGUGAGCCAGAAAUCCCAGAACACUGUUAUGACUUUACUAAAUAUGACUUUUGGGUGCGCAUUAUUGGUUUACCCCCGGGAUGGCUUAUCGAAGAAGUCUUUGCUGAAGUUGCUGGAAAAGUGGGAGUGGUCAAGGAAAUACAGCUACAAUCUAGAGGAAUUGGUCCCUACAAAACUGGUAAAGUCAAAGUGGAAUUGGAACUUUCAGCACCUCUUAAAACAGGGGCGCUAGUGAAGAUCGGGAACAAGAAUCUUUGGGUGGAAUUCAAAUAUGAACGUCUCCCUCAUUUCUGCUACUCGUGCGGUCGAAUUGGGCACUACGCAUCAUAUUGCGAGGAGAUACCAUAUGAAUCAACUAAUUGGGCAGCUAAUAAGGUUGGUCAAUAUGGACCUUGGCUCAAAGCAGAAGUAAGAGAUUGUAGCCCACACUGGAGAGUAUUCUACGGCAAGUAUGCUCCAAAUCAGGAAGAAGAAGAAUCAGUCCCUGAAACGCCCCUAAUGACAGUUAAUAUGGAGGUUGCUACUGGCACAGAAGCUGAAACAAAUACAACCCCUCGGAACAAAAAAAGGGUUGAUAGCCCAUCAUCAAAGGAAGGCAGAGAGGAAAGAGACACAAACACAACAGUAAAAGAGGGGCGUGGAAAACAAAUAUUGUACCUAGAAGGCCCAUCAAAACCUACAGGAGGAGAUGCAAAGAAAAUGCUGAAGCACCAACAGCAAAAAACAGAAAAGAAUUGCAUUCACUAG
This is a messenger RNA of Eucalyptus grandis, 1089 nucleotides long. RefSeq lists its product as uncharacterized. Lineage: Eukaryota; Viridiplantae; Streptophyta; Magnoliopsida; Myrtales; Myrtaceae. The record is from RefSeq and is a predicted model, not a curated record. The coding region runs from base 1 to 1089 and encodes 362 amino acids. The transcript has a single exon. Gene Ontology annotation, molecular function: nucleic acid binding; zinc ion binding.